UAUUGAGUUCACCUACCAAAAUGGAGUUGAUAUCAGUGCUGUACAGAAAGGUUGAGCCUCAGUGUCCAGAAUUCAAGUCAUUUUAUAAUAGUAUGGAGCAAGCGGUUGUCAUUCGAUUUACAGCCUUAAAUGUGGUGUUCCAUAAAGAUGCUAUGUUAGAACUCAAAGAAUUUGUAGAAGAUUUGCUACAAAGUGCCUCACGUUUGGAUUCCAGUGAUGCACUGGAGACCGAACCAGAUCUGCCACCAUCAGGACAACAGAUCCCUGCCCCAUCUAUGGGAGGAAAAUCAGAGGAUUCUGGUAGAGCAACAAUACCUCCAUCAUCAACACAAGGUGUCAUUGAUACACGGAAUAAUAUUCAAUUUUUCAUGAGAGCUCAGCUGGAUUAUUUAUCUCUGACCUUGUGUGAUAGUCAUAACAACAUAGCCGAAGUGUUUGUACGUGAUUUAGAAUCUGGUAUUACUAUGAAACACUCAAGAACAACAAUCAGAGCAAGAUUAAAGGACCUCUCCAUUGAAGACUCUAUGAGUAGUAAUCUUUACACUAAAAUAAUAUGUAUUGAAGAUGCAACAGUAUUUGAUGUUAAGUUUGUUAUUCUCAACCGAGGAGAUUCCGUGGAUACUGGUCUAGCUAUGAAAGAUACAUCAUCCACGCAGCUUGAUUAUACGCUGAGACUCAGAAUGGGACGAGUUCAAUUUGUCUUCCUUAAUAAAUUUGUUAAUGAUGUCAUGAAAUUCUUUGAGCCAUUCACAAAUAAAGAAGUCAUUGCAUCUGCCACUGAAGCUUCUCAAGGAUUUGUUCAGAAACAGGUUGAAGACAUUCAGAGAGAAGGCAAGAAAAUUGGUUUGAAUAUCAACAUUAGAGCACCUGUUAUUUUAGUACCUCAAAGUUCUCAAUCGGCAAACACAUUAAUUGCACAUUUUGGUGAUCUAUCUAUUCGUAAUGUCUACGAAGAAGCUAAGAUCCCGUCUGGUAUCAGUGUAGACCAUAUACCAUAUGUAGACAAAAUGUUAAUAGAACUCAACGCAGUACAAGUAUCAAGGGCUAUGAUCAUUGAGAACCAAGCCUACGGACCACGUCGUCUAAUCAUAGAACCAGUGAGUUUACACAUCGAAGUGAAGAGAGCCCUGCAACCAACUAUUAAAGAAAUAUUAUUAUUUGAUAUUAAAGCAAGGCUAGAAAAUAUCAAGGUCAAUUUAGGCGAGCAAGAUUUAGCUACUAUGCUUGCGAUCACUACGCAUAAUUUAAAAGAAGGCCAAUCAGAAGACACAUUAACAUUACCUCAACAACCAUUCCAAAUUGAAGCAAGAAUUGAAAGUCGAGAUGAAGGAAAGUUAGAAGUGGAAAGUAUUCAGACUUUGAAAGAAGAUAGCGGUAUUGAAGAUGAGUUAGUAGAUGAACGGCCGGAUGUAACAUCAUUGUCUGGUAACUGGAAAGAAAUCCAAGUAUCGUUUGCAAUGGAAGGAGUUGAUCUAGAAUUAUUUACUAAUGAGCCACGACUGGACAAGAAUGGAGCUGCUGGGUUGCAGCUACGAGACAAUAAGCAUGGUUUAUCUCAGUUUAUGAUGCAUGACGUUGGUGUGACUGCAUGUAUAUUUAGUGAUAAAGCUAUGGAAGUCAAGCUAACAUUAGCAUCCAUUAGUUUGGAAGAUAUCAGAAGGAACAGUCCACUUGCCAUAAAAAGAAUGUUUCAAAAGCUAUCACAGUCAACCAAAAAACCUGCGGCUGAUGAAGGUGGAGGAAGUCAAGUUCAGACUAUCAAACCAAUGUUGGAUGUUACUUAUAAACAGUAUAAAAAUAACGACCAAUCAAUUGAUGUUGCUAUCGAAGGCAUUCGUCUCAAUGUAUGCACCCAUUACUAUCUGGUUGUUGUACAGUUUUUUACAAGUGCUAUGCCAACGAAAAAAGAAGAUCCAUUGUCUGAAACCUCUACAUUACCGAUGUCACCAACGUUACCCACACCAGCUGCUGCUCCUCCUGUGAAUCAUAGUUUGAGGGUUUAUGCAACUCUGAAAAGGCCAGAAAUUGUCUUAUUUGCAGAACCCACAAGUAAAGACAGUCAUGUACUUGUGCUGAAGUCGGAAGCUGUAUUUGAUUAUAACAGUCGUAAUGGACAGGACGACAUAGCAGCUGGGAUCACUAAUUUACAUAUGGUUUCAUGUGUGUAUUCUAUGGCAUCCAAAUCCACACACCGGGUGUUAUAUCCAUGUAAUGUUACAUUCACCAGGACUACAUCUCCAUCUUCAGGGGAUGUUAUGUCAGUCACAUUUACCACUCUAGAUCUUCAUAUUUCACCCACAUCUGUGCAUAUCAUUAAAGGCAUAGUCGAUGCAGUCAGUACUUUAAACCAGUCGACUCCUGAGCUUCCGUUACCAGAGGAAGGUGAUGAAAGUGAAAAUUUGUGGACUCCAAAAGCUGUAACACCAGAUGAAUACAUGAGAAACUUACAAGUGCCGGAAAAAGACAGAGAUGAUAUAGAUUUAGGAUUGGAAUUAGCAGACAAAAUAGAGAAGCUAACAAUUGCAAUUCCACGUGUACAUGUGUUAAUAGAAUUAGAAAUAGCCAGAGAGCACGUACCAAUGAUGGCAUUAGAUACCGUGGUUGAAGCAACCCUCAAAAAUUGGUCAAGAUAUAUGCAAGUUACAGCCGAAUUACAGUUGGAAAUGAAAUAUUACAAUGAGAAGCUGGACGUGUGGGAACCACUGAUUGAACCUGUCAUGGAGAAAGAAAAUGUGUAUCGCCCAUGGGAAAUGACUAUUAAGGUGUCAAAAGCUCCAAGUCGAUCGAUUAAUUGUACUAAUACAGCUACACCUUUGGGUAUGGAUACACUAGAUGGAGUAUUACAACCUAUACCAUUACCCAAUGUACAUGAACCAUCAGACAGUGAGACAGAUGACGAUACGGACGACGAUACUGAUAUGGACGGUGAUGGACGUUAUAGCAGUAGUUAUUUUGACAGUAGUGAAGUUGGUUCACCCUCAGACACUGAGAAACAAGAUGAACCGCUUGUCAAAUCCGAUGAGGAUAGUGAUAAUGAAGGAGUAUUUGAUAAAAUUACUGACUUUUUUGGUGGUAUGUUCUCAAGUGAUGAGGAAUCAGAUGAAGAAGAUGAACCUACAGUUGUCCAGGCAACUGAUGUCAUAGCAACAAUACCGGUUGGUGAUGGUGAUUGGGAAGGUGGAGAUGAGGUGGAUGCAGAGGUAUGUGAGGAAUUGGACAGCAUUGCUACGUUUAUUAUCAUUAAUUCAUUGGAUAUGAUGCAAGCCACUCUGACACCCACUGCUAUCAAUAUCAUAAAGGACGUCGCGGACGCAUUUACUAAGUCACCCGAGUUGACGUUACGACAUGUGGAACACAAGCCUGCUUUCAGAUUAGUCAAUACAACUGGAUUGAAAACUAAAUUCCUGAUUCAUCCCAACUUGCUGCAGGUCAGCCCUGUAUUGGAAUCUGCUACCAUGGAAAUGAGGAAUAUACAAGUAUCAAAUGAAGUAGAAACAAAGAAACCUGAUGAGAUGGAUGCUGUUACCUUGGCUACAACAGAAGAUGAUAUAAAGGGCGACAGUGAAAGGUACACUCAUUCUCUUUAUGUCUGGGCAUACAUAAUUGCUGUGCAAUUGUGUUAA
Messenger RNA from Saccoglossus kowalevskii, 3623 nucleotides. Its product is annotated as intermembrane lipid transfer protein VPS13A-like. Lineage: Eukaryota; Metazoa; Hemichordata; Enteropneusta; Harrimaniidae. The record is from RefSeq and is a predicted model, not a curated record. Gene Ontology annotation, biological process: protein retention in Golgi apparatus; protein targeting to vacuole.